Molecule: messenger RNA, 786 nt
Organism: Acaulospora colombiana
Lineage: Eukaryota; Fungi; Glomeromycota; Glomeromycetes; Diversisporales; Acaulosporaceae
Source: the annotation of a GenBank genome assembly
UUAUUGUGGAGAGAAUACCUUGCGACUUCAACAUGCAGGACCCUCCAUUUCAAAACAAUACAAACCAAGGAGAAAAAUCUCGUCUAAUGCAUGUUAUAAGUGAAUGCCACUAUCCGAAUCCUGGUCGUAGGAGAUCUUCUAGGAUUGAUGACCUACAAACAUUACGCGAAAGAUUGGAAAUUGCAGAAAGACAAGUAUUAAAAUUGGAGGAAGAAAUUUCAUCCAUAAAGAAAAUGGUGGAAUUUAAUUUCACCAAUGAAUUAAUUCUAAACAUAGUUAUGAAUCGCUCGACUACAGAUGAAGAGGUUCUACAAUUAAGGAGGCUAUAUCGUUUAAUUAACGAUAAUCAGGAUGACUCAGAAUUUAACGAAAAAUGGUCUGACAAUCUCGCAAGCUGGUUGAAGUUAAUCGAAUACAGCUAUGAAAAAGGACUAGACAAAAGUUGUUCCUUCAACUGUCAGCUCUGGGAGAACAUCAGCUUGCUGUUAGAACGUUAUGAAGAAAGUUUGCCAUCUGUUGACAUGGUGUCUACUUCCCCCCGUUCACCUUUAAUUUCUUCGGAUACUUCUGAAAUUCUUUCCAACUUUUCGUCCGACACCAAAAAACUACCACUCUUUGAGACUAACGUUUUUGACGUCCCUCUCGAAUUCGGUUCCGUGGAUUGCGGUAUAGAAACACCACAAACUCCCUCGGUUUUUUUGUUUCAAAACGAUGAUUUCCAACAUGCGACAGCCAACGAUUCAAUAGUUUGUGCAGAAGAAACUGUGCACAAUAAGUUCAGUUUAG